AUGGCGCGCCUUUGGUGGCUUAGCAAAGCCAGCUCUUUCUUAUGCUUGCUAACCACUCCUUAUGGUGUCAUUGUUGCUCCUGCAAAUGCAACAGCAGAACAGAGUAAACUUGCAGACGAAAGCAAACUCAAAGAUUUGAAGGCCAAGAAUUAUCUUUUCCAAGCAAUUGAUCGCUCAAUCUUGGAAACAAUCUUGACCCGUGACAGUGCUCGUGACAUUUGGAAAUCAAUGAGGCGAAAGUAUCAAGGCUCAACAAAGAUCGUGAGAUCGUACGAUUUUACGCGACAAACACAGUUCACCGUGCCGGAGCGGUCCAGAGAUCGGAAGAAACGCCGGAGCGGUGGGAUCGCCGUGGAAGAGCGUAUUCAGAGAAAGAAAUUGGACUAUGCACAUGUUGCAGAUAUUCAGAGAAAGAAAUCGGAUCCUAAGACUUUUAAGCAAUUAGCCACCAACUAUCUUUGCAUUACUGAACAUGAACUCUAUGAAAAGAUUGAAGUGCUUCUAGGACAAGUUAAAAUUACUCCAGCUGAAAUUGCUGAAGAGCUUACAAAGGAUGCUGAUGCUACAGAAUGUCUACAAGACCUUAUCAAGUUCCUUCAAGCCAAGAAAAUGAUCAUGUAUCUUGUUGAUGUGAAUAAUAAUGUCAGGUUUAUAAUAGACUAUUUGUGA
Molecule: messenger RNA, 669 nt
Organism: Trifolium pratense (red clover)
Lineage: Eukaryota; Viridiplantae; Streptophyta; Magnoliopsida; Fabales; Fabaceae
Exons: 6
Coding region: 1-669 (222 amino acids)
Source: RefSeq, a predicted model, not a curated record